Molecule: messenger RNA, 1375 nt
Organism: Blepharisma stoltei
Lineage: Eukaryota; Ciliophora; Heterotrichea; Heterotrichida; Blepharismidae
Source: the annotation of a GenBank genome assembly
AUGGGAUGUAGUUCAUCACACGUAGAGACUAUCAAAACAAAUUCAAAUAAAGAAGAGGAAAUUAUUUGCAGCUGAGAAAAAUAUUUGAAUUACUAUACUUUGCAAGAUAUUGGGUUUCUUAAAGUGAUUGAUUCGCAGCAAGACGAAGAUGGUUUUAUUCCUAUUAAAUCAUUAUGGGAUAUAUUUUAUUUCUGCAACUUUCCCCCUCAUUCCUAUCCUGUAAACACAGGCCCGGUAAGUAUUUUUUAUAAAACCAUUAGAAAAGAUGACAAGAUCAAUGCACAGAAAUUGAUGGCUUUGAUUAUCUUGACUUCAUAAAUAAAAUGGCUUUCGCUCAAGCGAAGUUAGCUCCGCUAACUUUCUCUCACCCAAGCAAUUUUAUUUAUGGGGUUUGGGUUUUUACCUCAAGAACUUCUGCACAGCAAAAGCGGUUUAACUUUGGGGAUAACCAGAGGAGCUGCUCCUCAGUGCGAUCAAGAUCUGAAGUUUUUACCCCUCAGCACACCCGAAGGAAGGUGGACCCUCAGGCGUAACACGCGCAGGAGCUGAGUCGAAAUAAAGCCGUGGCGGCAGCGAAGCCCAUCGAAGCUGUAACGUCUUAUUUGCCCGUGCCCUGAUGAUCAAAAGGGAUCGAUCCAGCGGUCCACAGGCCCGACACACGUGUACAAUAUGGUUGCAGCUCUGGAGUUGGCUACCCCGUAGUGGACGUUUAGCGUUAUAAAUUUUAUAAGAUAAGAUUAUCUUGACUUCAUCAUUUGAACACAAAACAAAAGCUCAACUUAUCUACAAAAUCUAUAGGGACACCAAAGAUUUCAUAAAAGAAAAAUCUCUAGAAAGGCUUUUUAUUGAUAUUUCAAAUAUUUCGAUUAACCUUAUUUGGGUAGCUUUGGGAAAACAGCCAAAUCAAAUUUGCAAAGACGUUCUGAUGAAAUAUGAAAGCAAGCUUGAGCAAGGGCAGCAUAAUUUUGUUGAGAAACAAAAGAAUUUGAUUAUUAACACUGAUGGAUUUACGACAGAAAAAACUUUUAUUAAUAGAAUUGAAAAAUUUCCAAAACUUUUAUCAGCUCCAGGUAUUAGAGAAUGCAUUUUAAGGGAAAAUAAAGAAUCAUCUUUAUUAGGCCGGUCAAAGCCAUAUAUAAGGCUAAUGUCGAUUAAAACAAGUGACACACUUGGAGAAGCAGCUGAAGAUGAAAGAGGCAGAAAGAAGCUGAAUUUUGAUUUUGGUAUUAGAACCAUAUCAAAAACUCCAUCGAAAAAUUCUCAAUUUUCAAGUAAAAUUGAUGAAUCAUACUUGAAAAAUUCAAUGAUGAUGAAGAAAAUAGUAGAGUCUUAUUUGAGCAACCUUAGAGCAGCUGUAAAUAUGUGGAGAGGAUAA